This is a messenger RNA of Acanthaster planci (crown-of-thorns starfish), 3439 nucleotides long. RefSeq names its product autophagy related 16 like 1 (gene atg16l1). Gene Ontology annotation, molecular function: protein-membrane adaptor activity; protein binding. The record is from RefSeq and is a predicted model, not a curated record. NCBI's taxonomy places the organism in Eukaryota, Metazoa, Echinodermata, Asteroidea, Valvatida, Acanthasteridae. Gene Ontology annotation, biological process: autophagosome assembly. Gene Ontology annotation, cellular component: Atg12-Atg5-Atg16 complex; phagophore assembly site membrane; autophagosome membrane.
CCGCACAAUUUUGUGUUCAACAUGGCGACUUCCAUUGAGCCCUCGUUUUGUGUUUGGAAAGCACUUAUUUUAAAGCGAUUGCAAACGCGAAAUGAGCUUGAAACCAGGAGUUUUAAAGCAGUACUGGAGUCACAUAACAAGCUGUUCAUAAACCUCGACUCGCUGCGGGCACAGAACCUGCAGCUGCAGAUUCAGGUGGAGAAACUCAGGCUGGAAAACGGCGAGCUCCAAAUCAAAGUGCAGGCAGGAGGCACCGGAGGAAGCAAAGGAGAGAAAACGCAGGCGCUGGAACAGAAGCUCUUCAAACUUCAAGAGGAGCUGACAGACAUGCAUCGGAAGAAAGGAGAGAAUGCCCAACAACUCAUUGAUCUGAGUGCCCAGCUUCAGGAGAAAGACAAGGAGUUGCAGCUCAAAGAGUCAAGGCUGCAAGAAGCAGACAUCAAGAUAAGUGCUUACGAAGACGAAAUGAAAAACCUGGAGAAGGCACUGAUGGAACUACAGAAAACAAACGAAACUCUGAAGGACGAGCAGGAUGCCCUGCAGCUCCUGUACACCAAGACCGAGGACACCAUCCGGCGCGUGCAGGAGGAGAACGCUGAGCUGGUCACCCGCUGGAUGCAGGAGAAGGCCGCCGACGCCCUGCGCAUGAACCAGGAGAACGAGAGUUGGCUACGGCGCAAGCAGGAGGAGGUGCAACGCAAGCUGGUGGAGGCGGCCAAAGACAUCCACGUGGAAGCUGACACCGGGAACUCAAGAUACCAAGACAUGGCUUCGCCCACCUCCUCAGCAAUCUGUAUCUGUGCCGUGGUGCCAGACAAAGCUAUAUCCCAUCUGGACGCCCAUGAUGGUGAAGUCAACGCUGUGAGGUUCUGCCCCUCGGGUCGGAUGUUCGCCUCGGCGGGGGCUGACCGCAAGGUCAAACUCUGGGAGUUGACCAGCUUAACGGCCUCGUGUCAGUCCAAGGGUGUCCUCAUGGGGAGCAAUGCGGCUGUCAUGUGCAUCGAUUUUGACCAACAGGAGCAGUUUGUCCUCGGAGCAUCCAAUGACUAUGCGACAAGAGUGUGGGGGGCACAGGAUCACAGGUUACGACACACACUCACAGGUCAUAGCGGCAAAGUGCUAGCUGCCAGGUUCCUGGGCGAUUCUAACAAGGUGGUGUCUGGAAGCCACGACAGAACUCUCAAAAUCUGGGAUCUCAGGAGUCGUGCCUGUACGAAAACUAUUUUUGCAGGAUCAAGUUGCAAUGACCUCGUCACCAGCGAUGGCAGGGGGACGAAUAUCAUCAGUGGCCACUUUGACAGAAAGAUACGGUUCUGGGACACAAGGUCAGCCGACGCAAGGGCCAACGAGUUUGAGCUCUCUGGCAAGAUCACGUCACUGGAGCUGAGCCCCGACAGGCACUACCUGCUCUCCUGCUCCAAGGACGACGCGCUCAAGCUGAUCGACGUUCGGAUGAACAAAGUAGUGGGCACAUUCUGUGCGGACGGUUUCAAAGUAUUCUUAGAGUAUACCAGGGCAGCGCUCAGCCCGGAUGGGGUCUACGCGGCGUGCGGCUCACAGGAUGGCGCCAUCUACGUGUGGAACAUGCAGACGAUGAAACUAGAGAAGACAAUCAAGGAACACAGUGCUCCUGUUAUAGCCGUAACCUGGCACCCAAACGGUACUAAGAUGCUGAGCUGCGACCGUAACAAGAAGGUCAUCAUGUGGGCCGACUUCUGAAAGGAAUGCCGCCUGGCGCCCAUUCUCAGCAAGAUAUCUGGGGAAAGCCAACACAUUUGGAAGGCCAGCACUCCUUAUUUGAAAUUCCUGAUCUGGUGUACCUCUGUCAAGCCUGUCUGGGGUACGCGCGCAUCUGCGCCAGGAAUGAAAGACCGGCAAUUGUUUUCACGGUUUGUCGGGCACGCCAGCGCCCUGUGAUUUGAUGGGAAGUACAGAGAUAAAACUGAGUCCCAAAAAAAGUUUAGAGUUUAGAGCUCAGACCAGAUUGUGAAUUAUAUCUCACGAAACCUUCAACUCCUACACUUUUAAUAAGAUUUUAAGAUACUUUUCUGUUGACGCUGGUAAACAUUGGGAAAACCUGUCCCACGUAACAUUUGAAAUGUCAAAUUCUUGAUCGUAAAGCACUGAAAAUGCUCUUUGUAGUGCAUGCGGAAAGGGUGUCUUAAUACCUCCCUGGCUGCAUGUACAUGUGUAGGAGGGUGUUUAUUGUGGGUCAGAGGCAGCGGCUGGACUUGGCAGAGAAGGAAUUCAGUGUCAAAUGGAACCAUUUUGCUGACCAUAGUUGACAGGGGUCAUAGUAUGAAGGGGUGUGAAGGUAUCCUACUUUAAGCAGUGGCAUGUCCUUGCUUGGGAGAGGGGGCAAGUGAAUUUUUAUUUCUAAAAGCGGCUGUCCAGAAGUUUUUGUCGUUGAAAAAAUGCUGGCACCUUUAGUUCCUUAAUGAAAAAAAAAAGAAUAUCCGGCAUGAUUCCAAGGGGGCAACUUGACCCCUUCCCCACUGGCACCCCCCUCCCCACUGCAUACAAUACUGACUAAAAGAGUGUGUAACCAUGGUAACAGCUGGAGAUAUUUUGGACGUAUUUUAACCUUAUGUUUCUAAAGAAAUACAUGAAAUUUGGCAACUUCUUUUUUUGAGGAACUUUAACCUAAACCCUUCCAAGUCUUUCAAAAUCUGUUUGGAAAUCUUCAUUAGGAUUUUGCAGGAUUGAGGAAGGCGGAGUCCACCUGUUGUUGCCUCAUCUGCAAAGAAUGCGUGGUUUGUGUUCUGCACAGUGGAUGAUUUUGGAGGAUUUAAGGAAGGUUCGUUACCUCCCCUCCCCCGAUCCACCUUUGCAAACUGCUUGUCUCCGAUUCAGCCGGUCUGGCUGUCAAAAUGCAAAAUGCAAUGAGAAUAGAAUAUUAUUACGUAUAUCUAUGCCGUUUUAGAGCUUAAAUAGUAUACUGUUUUGGGCUAUGUGACAAAGAAUCAUGAAUGUUGUGCAGACAUGGCGUCCGUCCUGUUUGAGACUGGUAUUUGAUCGUGCCUCUAGCCGAUGAAUGGUAACAAAUUACUCCAGGUGAGAAACAUUAUAUUUGACUGAAUUGUGUACAAAAUUGCAGACUGACUAACUUAAGUGUUUGUUCUCGUAAUUUAUUUGAUCGACGGGCCUGUUUUUGUAGAAAUAAUUCGUACAAGGGCAUGUAUAUAUUUAGGAUUUUUUAGGAUAUGAUACCAGUUUUCUUUCAGAAAAAGCGUUCUCAUAUACAUUGUACUUUAAAGAAAAAAGAACUUUCCGAAGUCCGUUUGCGAAGAGUAUUCUAAAUUUCUGGCCAAAUUAGUCAAUGUAAAAGUGAUGUGUUUAACAAUUACCAAGCAUUAACCGGUUCACUUUAUACAAUGCAUUUUUUUACUGUAGAAUACGGGAUUACGGGCGUUUCACAAUAGUGCACCUCCAGGAGUUU